Messenger RNA from Symbiodinium natans, 1131 nucleotides. NCBI's taxonomy places the organism in Eukaryota, Dinophyceae, Suessiales, Symbiodiniaceae. The record is from the annotation of a GenBank genome assembly.
AUGGCUCUUUGUCGAAGGAUCGCUCGUUUGGUCGCGGAAGUUGGACAAUCCCGGCCAGAGGCUUCCAUGUACACCGAGGCCCGCGCCGCCAGCGCAUGGCGCGCAUCGGGCGCCCUGGGCGCCCCUCAGGUGCAUUCAAUCCAUUCGAUCUGGCUGAAAGGCCAUCCCACAGAGCUACCUUUGAGGGGACAGGGACGACCGGGACCCGAUCACUCUUUGGAAGAGUUCCAGUACUCGGCGGGCUUCUUCGAUGGCGCAGGGCACGUCGUCGAGGAUGUGUCUGGGUGGAGAUUGGAACUGACGCUACCUUCGGAGCAGCAGGACGUGCUUCUGCGCUUCCACGACCUUUACGGUGGCAUCCUCUCCAGCAGCGAGGCGCACAGUUCCGUGGGGGCACAGCUGAAGUGGGCCCUCGCCGGGGCGCCUUCGCGACGAGCCGCAGCCGCUCUUUCGGGUGCCGUGGCGCUGCAGCGGCCUCAGCUGUUGCUUGCUGCUCACUGGCGUUGCAAGAAGGCACCUGCAUCGCCUUCGCUGUCCAAGCGCGCGGCGUUGGCAGCCUGCAGGUGGAUGAGGCCCGAAUCCCCAGCCGAAUUCACGUGGCCUUACUUUGCAGGGCUCUUUGACGCGUUGGGCUGCAUCGUGUGCAUCAACGACUUGAUCCUCUUGGAGCUCAGGCACAGCUCCAGCAGCUACCUGGAGCGCCUGCGACGUUUCCUUCUGGGAGAGGCUCAUGGGGCCUCGGAUGUCUCGCAAUUGGUCUCGGUUCGCCACUUCCACCGCUCCAGCCGCUUGGUGGUUCACGAGCCCUCAAGCCGGAUCACCCUACGGCGGCUCCUGCAAGCCGGCUCGAUCCUGAGGAGGGAGGCAGUUCUGGUGCUGUCGAGGCGCGCCCCGAGGUCGCCCAAGGGACUGCGGCGGCUCCUGCAGGCGCGGGGCUGCGCCACCGUGGCCGCCGGAGGCUCCGGUUCCGGAGGCAGUUCCCGCAUCCGGCUGGUCCAACUGAGCCAGAGCCGCGCGAGACACCUGGAAGCCCGAGGUCGGCAGUCCGAGGCCGAGGACCGGCGCCAUGCACUGGUGCUCCUGCACUUGCACUGCGCAUCUCGAUCAGUAUCGAUCACUCAUCACCCAUGA